Molecule: messenger RNA, 1633 nt
Organism: Esox lucius (northern pike)
Lineage: Eukaryota; Metazoa; Chordata; Actinopteri; Esociformes; Esocidae
Gene: rasl11b
Product: RAS-like, family 11, member B
Exons: 3
Coding region: 180-914 (244 amino acids)
Molecular function (GO): GTP binding; GTPase activity
Source: RefSeq, a predicted model, not a curated record
GCUUUCACAUCGCAGUAUUCUUACGGUCAGCUUCAGUUAGAAAGACUCUGUAGACACAAGCAGUUUUCUGAAGCUGAUAAAGGAUUACUUACUAAACAUCUUCGGAUAUAUUAUUUGAACGAGCUGAAUUUAAUUUGGAUUUUGCAUAAUUUUGAAAACUUCAGGAGGAUUUAUUCAAAAUGCGUCUGAUCCAAAACAUGUCAACCAUCGCUGAGUUUGCGACCCCAGAAUGUCCGUCCAACCGGACUAUCAAAAUAGCGGUGAUCGGGGGCGGCGGAGUUGGCAAAACCGCUCUGGUAGUAAGAUUCCUGACAAGGCGCUUCAUCGGUGACUACGAAAGAAACGCAGGAAACCUUUAUUCAAGAGAGGUCCAAGUAGACGGAGGAGAACAAGUUGCCAUCCAAGUCCAAGACACUCCGGGUGUUGACGUUACCGGUAAUGGCCUCAGCCUACCUGAUCAUGUGACCUGCUCCAUCCAAUGGGCUGACGCUGUGGUGCUGGUCUACUCUGUGACUGACCGUUGUAGCUUUGAUCUGAUUGGCCAAUUGCACCAGCUGGUUGCCCGGGCAGGUGGGGCCAACUUGCCACCGGUCAUCCUGCUGGCCAAUAAGGCCGACCUGCUCCACAUGAGGCAGGUGGACUCCCAACAGGGCCCUGUACUUGCGGCGGCUCUGGGCUGCUCCUUCUACGAGGUGUCAGCCAGCGAGGACUACAGCCAGGUGCAUGGGGCCUUCCACAGGCUCUGUUGCCACAUGGCCAAGCAGCAGCCCGCAGCCUCCCCCUCCGGCGGCGUGGCUGAGAAGAAGGGCCGCUCGCCCCUCAUCCCCAGGCCCAAGUCCCCUAACAUGCAGGACCUGAAGAGGCGCUUCAAGCAAGCCCUGUCGGCUAAAGUCAGGACCGUCACGUCCGUGUGAGGUGGACUCCGUUUGUCUUGCACGAAGUGGGCCAGUGAGGUUCACGAAAAAUAAUUGAUGAGAAGUGGGCAGAGGAUUCCUGCUUGUUUGGGGGGGACUCUGGCUCCUGUACGGCUACAGCUGCCUGGCCUGUUUGAGCAGCAGAGACAAUCGGUGGCUGUACUUGAACUGCGGCCACUGUCUGGGCAGAGUGGUUAAUGACCUGCGGGGUAAGCCGGUCUGUCAGUGACUCUUCUGUCAGACUUCACAGUCUGCAGAUCUUAAAGCAGCUGAGGUGUUUUGUCAGCCGACUGAAAGGGGUGGGCGGGGCAUGGAGUGUCCUUGAGAUGAAGUCCAGACCCUCUUCAUCAAUAACACAGAUCUUCUCCUGUGAACAGAAGACUUGAAGGACACUGCAGAGUAUUUUCAUCUGGUGCCAACUGGUACAGUUAAAUGUUUGCGCUGCUACUGCAUGGCACAACCCGGGGGUGGUUGCGGGCCUCGUCAGACAAGCACUUGACAGAACGUUGUGUUCUUACCGUUACGUCUCUUGUCUUAUCUCCAGUGCAUUCCCUGUAUGACUGCCAGGAAACACCUGGCACAUGGUAAUGAACUAAGGCGGGAUCGCUGGGGCAUCGGGGAGUGGACACUGGGUGGGGUCUAGUGGGUAUUUGAUUUGUGAUGCACUUUAAGAAAGCCAAAUGGCUUAUAUUUAUUUGAAAAUAAAAACAUUGAAUUCA